AUGUCAGCGGGCGCGCAGGAUCUAGACGCACCUCGCCUUCACUCCCCCCACUCCGGGAGCCGGGUGGAGCGGGAGGGCCCCGGAGGUCCAGGAAGAGGGAGAAAGGGAGAAGAAAUUCGAGAAACAAGCCACUCGGGGAGAACCAGACAAACCGGGUCCGGGCAGGGCGCGCGCAGCCGCCAGGGCGGAGCCGGGUCUGGGGCCCCGGGAGUGUGCGUGCGCGUGUGGCUGGGGGGGAGGCGGGCUCUCGGCGGGAGGGGCGCCGCGCCUCGGUCGCUCGGGGCUCCAGUGGCGGGGUGGGGAGCCCUGAGGCCCGUGCGCUCCAGCUCCACCGGGCGGCCAGUGACGCGGCACCGCCGGGUCCCCAGCACCGACGGGAGCCCGGCCCCCUCCCCCCACAGACGGCGAGUGGGGAGCGAGCUCCGCCUUCGGCCCCGCCCCAGGUGGGAGACCCAAAUUACCGCGAGGUACCCCGGAGAGGGUAGGCCCGGUGUACAGAGGAAGCCCCCUGCCCACGACCCCCCUCGAAGUUCCCUCGGGGCCCCGACGGAUCGUCCACCCCCCCGCACGCCCUCCCCCCCCGAGCUCGGAGCAGGCUCUGGCCGCCCAGGGGGCUCAGACACAGAGCCCAGAGCAACCAGCACAAUAGCGUCCAACAGCUGGACCACCAGCAGCAGUCCCGGGGAGGCCCGGGAAGAUGGGCCCGAAGGCCUGGACAAGGGGCUGGACAACGAUGCCGAGGGCGUGUGGAGCCCGGACAUCGAGCAGAGCUUCCAGGAGGCCCUGGCCAUCUACCCGCCCUGUGGCCGGCGCAAGAUCAUUCUCUCAGACGAGGGCAAGAUGUACGGUCGAAAUGAGCUGAUUGCCCGAUACAUCAAGCUGAGGACUGGGAAGACGAGGACGAGGAAACAGGUGUCCAGCCAUAUACAGGUUCUAGCUCGGAAGAAGGUGCGGGAGUACCAGGUUGGCAUCAAGGCCAUGAACCUGGACCAGGUCUCCAAGGACAAAGCACUCCAGAGCAUGGCGUCCAUGUCGUCGGCCCAGAUCGUGUCAGCCAGCGUUCUGCAGAACAAGUUCAGCCCGCCCUCCCCCCUGCCCCAGGCGGUCUUCUCCACCUCCUCCAGGUUCUGGAGCGGCCCCCCUCUGCUGGGACAGCAGCCCGGACCUUCUCAGGACAUCAAGCCCUUUGCACAGCCCGCCUACCCUGCCCAGCCUCCCCUGCCACCAACGCUCAGCAGUUAUGAGCCCUUGGCCCCUCUGCCCCCAGCCGCUGCCUCGGCACCUGUGUGGCAGGACCGCACCAUCGCCUCCUCCCGGUUGCGGCUCCUGGAGUACUCCGCCUUCAUGGAGGUGCAGCGGGACCCUGACACGUACAGCAAACAUCUGUUUGUGCACAUUGGCCAAACGAACCCCGCUCUCUCAGACCCGCCCCUGGAGGCCGUGGAUGUGCGCCAGAUCUACGACAAGUUCCCGGAGAAGAAGGGGGGCCUGAAGGAGCUCUACGAGAAGGGGCCCCCAAAUGCCUUUUUCCUCGUCAAGUUCUGGGCUGACCUCAACAGCACGGUCCAGGAGGGCCCUGGUGCCUUCUACGGGGUCAGCUCGCAGUACAGCUCGGCCGACAGCAUGACCAUCAGCGUCUCCACCAAGGUGUGCUCCUUCGGCAAGCAGGUGGUGGAGAAAGUGGAGACGGAGUACGCCCGGCUGGAGAACGGCCGCUUCGUGUACCGCAUCCACCGCUCGCCCAUGUGCGAGUACAUGAUCAACUUCAUCCACAAGCUCAAACACCUGCCCGAGCGCUACAUGAUGAACAGCGUGCUGGAGAACUUCACCAUCCUGCAGGUGGUCACCAGCCGGGACUCGCAGGAGACCCUGCUCGUCAUUGCUUUUGUCUUCGAAGUCUCCACCAGCGAGCACGGGGCACAGCACCACGUCUACAAGCUUGUCAAAGACUAGGGUGCCCUUGUCACCCUCCCCCACCCCAAGGAUGAUGGACAGGCAUCGUCCACACACUUGCCUGGUCUCCUCCGGGUCCAGGUUGAGGGCUCAUCCACCUACAGGCCGGGACCCAGGUGGCCUCCCUGGGCCCCCCACCCCCCCGGCACACACACGCCCUGCCUCUGCUGUGCGCUUUACUGAGGGCGAGAAGAGGACUCCUGAUGGGACAGCCCACCUGGGCACUGACCCACGAACACCUGGAUCCAGCUGGCCUUGGCUGACCUAAGAAGCGGGGAUGGGAGAAACCUAUGGGCUCCAGUGCCUGGCCUCUAGCCCCCAGGGGAGUGUGAUGGGCAGCUGAGGGUAGAAUGGAGAGCCAGGGAAGGAGGUGGCCUGCGGAGGCCCCAGAGCAAUGUUGGGGCUGAGUUGAGGAUCGAGGGGCCCAGACAUCUGUGCACCUUCUGGGCAUCAGUCUGAUGCUAGGCCCUUGCAUAGCCGAGCAAGCAUGGGUCUCUGAAUCACACCAAGCGCAGAGAUGGAAGCUGGGGCCCAGAGGCCGGCCCAGGUUCAGCUACCUCCCAGAAGCAGGGCUGCUCAUAGGGGAGAGGGCUGGACGGUCAAGAGACUGGCCUGUCAGGAUUUAUCUGGGCUGGGGUCUCCACAAAGCACGGCCACAACUAGGCAACCUUUCAACCCCCAAACUCCUCCAGGGGUGGGCAGGAGAGCCAGCCCAAGGCUUGGAGAGCCCUAGAUAGGUGCUCUUAGAGCUGACCCCACAUCCCCCAAGGGCCAACUGGCCUGUCUGCAACCCCCCUCCCCCGGGUAUUUAUGAAUUCCAUAUGAAGUACUGUGCCCCUUCCUCACCCUGCCCGAGCUUACUGAAGUUCCUCACCAUUCGCAUACUGCUCAGGCACCUCCAAACCUCACCUAGGUUUUAUAACGUGUAUUAUAUAUAUAUUUUUGUGUAUUUUUAAAAUCCAGCUGUGAUGGGUUGUAUCGUAAAUGUGGCUCAGGGUAGGGGCCCCUCAAGGCCUGGCUCCUGCUCAAAAAAAGAAAUUAAAGCU
Jaculus jaculus (lesser Egyptian jerboa) is the source of this 2999-nucleotide messenger RNA. RefSeq names its product TEA domain transcription factor 3 (gene Tead3). The transcript has 14 exons. Gene Ontology annotation, biological process: embryonic organ development; hippo signaling; positive regulation of transcription by RNA polymerase II. The record is from RefSeq and is a predicted model, not a curated record. Gene Ontology annotation, cellular component: transcription regulator complex. The coding region runs from base 1 to 1953 and encodes 650 amino acids. Lineage: Eukaryota; Metazoa; Chordata; Mammalia; Rodentia; Dipodidae. Gene Ontology annotation, molecular function: DNA-binding transcription factor activity, RNA polymerase II-specific; RNA polymerase II cis-regulatory region sequence-specific DNA binding.